AUGGACCACUCCUAUAGUGGUUCCGGGCGAAAGCCCCCUCACAUAACAGUCAAUUCGGGCAGUGGUGCAGAUAUGUUGGAUUCAUCUACUACUUCCCCUGCUACUGCAGGAACUCCUGGUCAAUCGAGACAGUUAAUUCCGCCGCCGCGACCACCGGCUACCGGUUCGCAACAGUCACUAAUGACUACUCCUCAAAUGUAUGGCUCACCCGAUGUAUCUCAGUCAAAUGAAAUGCUACUUCCUCCUGCGAGAUCGCGGACUACAGCGAACAAUCAAUCGUCAUCGUACUCCGAUUACCCUUUACCUUCUCCCUCGGUAUCGGGUUUCUCAUCACGAAGAACAAGUUGGAGCUCAGAAGCGGGAAGUCGAGACAGCCGAGCGGGACCAUUUGGCUCACCUUUUGAUGACUCGAGAGCUUCUUCGAGAGCAGGCGACAGUGACGAUGAGAAUAUCAAUACACAAACCGUCUCCGAAAAAUAUAAUAUCAUGCCAUCCGCAGGAUUGUUACUUUUUCCAGAGGAUGUCGAGAAAGAUGAUUACCUUCACAACCCGGACCCAAGUGAUAAGGAUUUAGAUAAGUGCGAUAUAUGGAACAGGAGAGGUCUUACAAAUGUGGGAGGCUUAAUUUUCAUCGUCUUGGGCGUCCUGGCUUUGUUUGUAGCAUAUCCAGUGGUUACAUUUGUCAAAGACAAAAUAGAUCCGACUCAUGGAGCCUGCGCAGCAGCAAUAGAUUGUUUAUCCAUCAAAAUUCCCCUUCUGAAGAAUGUGAGGACGGGUCUCAUCGAUCCGGAUACCCCAGACUCCGUCAAAUCUAAAACUGCUCAAGACGGUACGAAGUUGAAGCUGGUGUUUUCUGAUGAGUUCAAUACCGACGGUCGAACUUUCUAUGAUGGUGAUGAUCCAUUUUUCCAAGCUGUGGAUAUCUGGUAUGGUGCCACUCAGGAUUUAGAAUGGUAUGAUCCAGAUGCUGUGACGACUGGAAACGGUACUCUGAACAUAAAAUUCGAUGCUUUUCAAAGUCAUAAUUUGAAUUACCGCUCGGGAAUGAUCCAGUCGUGGAAUAAGUUGUGCUUCAAAGGUGGUCGCAUAGAAGCUAGUAUUUCAUUACCGGGACGAGGAGAUUGGCCCGGUUUCUGGCCCGGUUUCUGGAGUAUGGGCAAUUUGGGAAGAGCAGGGUAUCAAGCUACCACGGAAGGGAUGUGGCCGUACAGCUAUUGGGAUAAAUGCGAUUACGGUAUUACGGCAAACCAGAGUUCAUCAGAUGGUAUCAGUUGGCUGCCUGGUAUGAAGUUGCCAGCUUGUACGUGCAAGGGAGAAAAUCACCCUUCAUCUGGUAGUUCUCGGUCGGCACCUGAAAUUGACGCAAUAGAAGCCAGUAUUGGGUUUUUGAAGGAAAACUGGGGAGCAGGUACGGGAGCCGCGUCUCAAUCAUACCAAAUUGCCCCCUUCGACAUAUUCUACAUGCCAGAUUACAAUUACGUUGAACUUUAUGAUAACGAACAGAGCUCUAUAAACUCCUACCGUGGUGGAAAUUAUCAACAGGCUAUGUCUUCGCUAACUUGGCUCAACAAUGACUGGUACGAUGGUAAUGGAUAUCAAACAUAUGGAUUCGAAUAUACCCCUGGAGCCACGGGGAAGAUCACAUGGUUCGUCGGUGAUCAGUACACUUGGAAAAUGGAUGGCCGGGCUUUGAGGCCAAAUGGAAAUAUUGGCCAACGAACGAUACCUGAGGAACCCAUGACGGUGAUCAUGAAUUUGGGAAUGGGUACCAGUUUCUCUGAAGUUAUGAUGCCUAACUUGAACACUUUGUUUCCUGCUACUAUGCGUUUCGAUUACCUCCGAAUAUAUCAACCAGAAGGAUCCGAAUCGGUCACUUGUGACCCUGAGGGAUAUCCCACCACCGAAUACAUCGCACAGUUUCCGAAGGCAUAUGACAACCAAAACCAUACUUCUUGGUCCGACGCGGGCUAUUCGUGGCCCAAAAAUUCUUUCGUCGAUACCUGCUAG
Messenger RNA from Sclerotinia sclerotiorum 1980 UF-70, 2007 nucleotides. RefSeq lists its product as hypothetical. Gene Ontology annotation, cellular component: endoplasmic reticulum membrane; plasma membrane. Gene Ontology annotation, biological process: fungal-type cell wall organization; (1->6)-beta-D-glucan biosynthetic process. Gene Ontology annotation, molecular function: glucosidase activity. The transcript has 4 exons. The record is from RefSeq and is a predicted model, not a curated record. NCBI's taxonomy places the organism in Eukaryota, Fungi, Ascomycota, Leotiomycetes, Helotiales, Sclerotiniaceae. The coding region runs from base 1 to 2007 and encodes 668 amino acids.